Vitis riparia (riverbank grape) is the source of this 2658-nucleotide messenger RNA. Its product is annotated as G-type lectin S-receptor-like serine/threonine-protein kinase LECRK3. NCBI's taxonomy places the organism in Eukaryota, Viridiplantae, Streptophyta, Magnoliopsida, Vitales, Vitaceae. The transcript has a single exon. Gene Ontology annotation, molecular function: protein serine/threonine kinase activity; ATP binding. Bases 97 to 2520 code for a protein of 807 amino acids. The record is from RefSeq and is a predicted model, not a curated record. Gene Ontology annotation, biological process: protein phosphorylation.
AAAUGGAGAUUUCAUCAUUUCUCUAACGAUUUAGAAUCUAAUAGAUUUUCGCUCAAAUCCUUGAAGUUCACGUCUUUGUAAGCUUAUCUUCCUGCAAUGAAAACUGCAGUACCUUAUUGUCUUUGCUGGUUGCCUCCUCUCCUCCUCCUCCUGCUGCUGCUCCCAGCGUCGGUUGUUGCUCAAGCUUAUAGUAACAAAACUCUGGGCUCAUCCCUCACAGCAGGAGACAGUGAAUCUUGGGCAUCAGAGUCUGGCGAAUUCGCUUUUGGAUUCCAAGAGAUUGGAACUGGGGGUUACUUGCUGGCUGUUUGGUUCAACAAGAUAUCUGAAAAGACCGUAGUUUGGUCAGCCAAUGGGGGUAAUCUAGUGAAAAAGGGAUCCAAAGUUCAACUUACUAGUGAUGGAAAUUUUGUGCUGAAUGAUCAGGAAGGUGAAAAGAUAUGGCCGGUUGAUUCUACCAUUACUGGUGUGGCCUAUGCAGCCAUGCUCGACAGUGGAAACUUCGUGCUGGUAAGGCAGGAUUCCAUUAAUUUGUGGGAGAGUUUUGAUAAUCCAACAGAUACGAUAUUGCCCACACAGGCACUGAAUCAAGGCAGCAAGCUUGUUGCUCGUUUAUCAGAAAAGAAUUACUCGAGUGGAAGAUUCAUGUUUAAGCUACGGUCAAAUGGAAGUCUGACGAUGUACACCACUGAUUUUCCACAGGAUUCUGAAAAUUUUCCUUAUUGGUCAUCACAGACUACUGGCUUUCAAGUGAUUUUCAACCAGUCCGGUUCCAUCUACCUCAUGGCGAGGAAUGGAAGCAAACUUAUGGAUGUGCUCACAAAUGAAGCUUCAACAGAAGACUACUACCAGAGAGCAAUUCUUGAAUAUGAUGGAGUUUUCAGACAAUAUGUCUACCCAAAGUCUGCUGGCUCAAGUUCUGGGAGGCCUAUGGCAUGGUCCUCUUUAACCUCGUUCGUGCCCGAGAAUAUCUGCACAAGUAUCAGGGCAGAGAUAGGCAGUGGAGCUUGCGGCUUCAACAGUUACUGCACAAUGGGAAAUGAUGACAGGCCAUACUGCCAUUGCCCUCCUCGUUACACCUUCUUGGAUCCACAAGAUGAUAUGAGUGGAUGCAAACAGAACUUUGUACCAGAGAGUUGCAGUGAAGAAUCACAAGAGAAGGGUCUGUUUGGUUUUGAAGAGAUGACAGAUGUGGACUGGCCGCUGUCAGAUUAUGGGCAUUUUACAAAAGUUACAGAGGAUUGGUGCGGACAAGCUUGCUUGGAUGAUUGUUUUUGUGAUGUUGCCAUUUUUGGAGAUGGGGGGGAUUGUUGGAAGAAGAGAACCCCUCUCUCAAAUGGGAGGACUGAGUCUAAUAAUGGACGAAGAAUUCUGAUUAAAGUACGGAAAGACAAUUCUACUUGGGAACCCAGAAGUGAAGGUAACAAAGAUCAGUCAACUUUGAUCAUCACAGAAUCUGUGCUGCUAGGUGGCUCUGUUUUUCUGAAUUGCCUUCUCCUCCUAUCAGCUUUUAUGUACAUCUUCCGUAAGAGAAAGUCAAAGACUCUUCAGCCACACCAGGCCAUGAUGGGGGCAAAUCUAAAAAAUUUCAGUUACAAGGCGCUAGAAGUGUCUACCGAUGGCUUCAAGGAUGAGCUGGGAAGGGGAGCUUUUUCAACAGUUUACAAAGGGACUCUAGCCCAUGAUAAUGGAAAAUUAGUUGCAGUAAAGAAGUUGGACAGGAUGGUGAGAGGAGUGGAGGUGGAAUUUGAAACAGAAGUGAGUGCAAUUGGCCGAACAAAUCACAAGAAUCUAGUCCAGCUCCUGGGGUUCUGCAAUGAGGAGCAACACCGGCUUCUUGUAUACGAGUUCAUGAGCAAUGGUUCUUUGGCAACCUUCCUAUUUGGAAACUCAAGGCCAGACUGGUAUAGAAGAACACAGAUCAUCUUAGGAACUGCAAGAGGGCUCUUGUACUUGCAUGAAGAGUGCAGCACCCAGACCAUACAUUGUGACAUCAAGCCUCAAAAUAUACUCCUGGAUGACUUUUUAACAGCAAGGAUUUCAGAUUUUGGGCUAGCCAAGCUUUUGAAGACAGAUCAGACUCGGACUACGACUGGAAUCAGGGGAACCAAGGGGUAUGUUGCCCCUGAAUGGUUCAAGACAGUGCCAGUUACCGCCAAGGUUGAUGUUUACAGCUUUGGAAUUGUGCUGCUAGAGCUCAUUUUCUGCCGGAAGAAUUUUGAACCAGCAGUGGAGGAUGAAAAUCAGAUGGUAUUGGCUGAUUGGGCAUAUGACUCCUACCUAGAAAGGAAACUGGAUCUAUUAGUGGAAAAAGAUCAGGAGGCACUGGAUAACAUGGAAAAGCUGGAGAAGUUUGUGAUGAUAGCAAUAUGGUGCAUUCAGGAGGAUCCAUCUCAAAGACCAACCAUGAAGAAAGUCACACAGAUGCUAGAAGGAGCCAUCGAAGUUCCUCUUCCUCCAGACCCAUCCCCAUUCUCCAAAUCAUUUCCGCAUCAACCAUUAUUGUGUCGUAGAAACUGAUUCAACAGCAAUCCUUGUAGGGUUAUUAAUUCUUCAAAUCUUUGUAGGGAUUCUUUUUUCUCUUUUCUUUUUUCUUUUUUUCCUUUUUGUUCAUCCCUCAACAUUAAGAUGAAUAAAUUCAUUCUCAUUGGUAACUCA